AUGUCAGCCGUAGAAGUUGAGGCGAAUGACCAGGUUAUCACUGGCAAGGUUCUUGUUUCUUCCAUUCCUACUUUAUCACUCUUUGACUCUGGAGCUUUCCAUUAUUUCUUGUCUCUUCGAUUUGCGGGUGUCCAUUCUCUUCCUAUAACUCCUCUAACUACAGGCUGGAAUAUCAACACUGGCAGUGGUGUCUUAAUAGCAUCCAGUGGUUAUGAAGCAUGCCCUAUGGUCAUCUGCGGGAGGGAACUCUUUUCAAACUUUAUGGUGAUUGAUUUGCCGAGUUUUGAUGUAGUAUUUGGGAUAGAUUGGUUGGGGACAUUCUUUGCCACCAUUGAUUGUUGUUGUCGGAGCGUAGUAUUUGAGAUACCGGAUCACCUGAGGUUUGAGUUCCUCAGUGGCAGCACAUCGACCAGACCUGUAGAGUACAGAGCUAGACAGAAGAAGGCGAUGUUAGCUACAAUGCAAGUGGAACCCGAGAAACCAGAUGUAGUUCGAGAAUUUGAAGAUUUGUUUCCCGAUGAUAUUUACGGAUUGCCACCGGAUCGAGCAAUUGAGUUUUCCAUAAAUUUGAAGCUUGGAGUUGCUCUGAUCUCCAAGACCCCUUAUCGUAUGCCUUCGACAGAGUUGGCCGAGCUUCGGACUCAGUUGGAUGACCUCUUGUAG
This is a messenger RNA of Asparagus officinalis (garden asparagus), 663 nucleotides long. RefSeq lists its product as uncharacterized. Lineage: Eukaryota; Viridiplantae; Streptophyta; Magnoliopsida; Asparagales; Asparagaceae. The transcript has 2 exons. Bases 1 to 663 code for a protein of 220 amino acids. The record is from RefSeq and is a predicted model, not a curated record.